Messenger RNA from Myxocyprinus asiaticus (Chinese sucker), 5321 nucleotides. Its product is annotated as receptor tyrosine-protein kinase erbB-3-like. Bases 485 to 4825 code for a protein of 1446 amino acids. Gene Ontology annotation, cellular component: signaling receptor complex; basal plasma membrane. The record is from RefSeq and is a predicted model, not a curated record. NCBI's taxonomy places the organism in Eukaryota, Metazoa, Chordata, Actinopteri, Cypriniformes, Catostomidae. The transcript is spliced from 28 exons. Gene Ontology annotation, molecular function: neuregulin receptor activity; neuregulin binding; ATP binding. Gene Ontology annotation, biological process: nervous system development; cell surface receptor protein tyrosine kinase signaling pathway; positive regulation of cell population proliferation.
GCGAACAUAAUUUAGUGAGUCACCGACUGUUGCACCCUUCUUAGGGUGGAGAAGCGCCGCGUUCAGUAAUUGGUAAACAGCCAGCGCUCUAUCGGGCCAAUCCAAAUCUGCACAUCAUAAAUGUACACUCAGGGAGUGGUGACAAACCUGCGUCAUACUUUAAUCUUAUUUUCCUUCUUACUCUCCCAAUCUAAUCUCAGCCUCGUAAAUAUUAUACGAUGAUUCUCGCACCGGCACGCGGAUAACUUGACAGGGAUUAUUCUCAAGGGAGUGGAGCCAAAAGAAACAACUAGAGGAAUUGUAUGGAUAUUUUUCGUUUGGCAUUUUUGGUUUUGCAGAUAUUUCAUCUGAAACCUUUUCCACUGGAUUGUUAUCUAUACAUUGCCCGUUCUCCACUAAGGGAGGACUUUGUGUCGGGACUUUACGCAGCGCGCGGUAUGUGCGCUCAUGUCAACUCAAGACGAUCCUUCACUCGCGAGUCAAGAUGAGACAGCGGGUGCUCGCGCUCAGCGCGCUCAUAUUUCUCAGUCUCCCUCAGCCAGCCACUUUACAAACACAAGAAGUUUGCACUGGCACCAAGAAUGCUCUGAGCUCCACAGGCACUCCUGCACAACACUACAACAACCUGAAGGAGCGCUACACCGGAUGUGAGAUCGUCAUGGGCAACCUUGAGAUCACACAGAUGGAGAAUAACCUCGAUUUCUCCUUUCUUGGAAGUAUCAGAGAAGUCACAGGCUACAUCCUCAUAGCUAUGAACCAGUUCAGCAGGCUGCCUCUUGACCAGCUCAGAGUGAUUCGCGGAAGCAGUCUUUAUGAGAAGGAAUGGGCCCUUUCAGUCUUCCACAACUUCGUUGGUCACUAUGGCUUAGAGGAUCUGGGCCUCACCAAUCUCACAGAGAUCUUGGAAGGGGGGGUACAGAUCAUCCAGAACAAGAACCUGAGUUAUGCUCCCUGGGUCAACUGGCGGGACAUUGUCAGAGACAGUAAUGCUCGCAUCGAGAUCCAAAACAACGGACAAAAAGGUUUCUGUUAUUCUGCAUGUGAAGGGUUCUGCUGGGGUCCAAACAAAGAUCAGUGCCAGAAAUUGACAAAAACAGUAUGUGCGCCCCAGUGCCAUGGCCAUUGUUUUGGGACCAAUCCCAAUGAGUGCUGCCACACAGAGUGUGCUGGAGGCUGCAUUGGACCAAGGGACACUGACUGCUUUGCCUGUCGGCAUGUCAAUCACUCAGGUGCCUGCGUCCCUCACUGCCCUUGGCCUCUUGUGUACAACCAACAGACCUACCAGCUGGAACCCAAUUCUGAAGCCAUGUAUCAGUUUGGUUCAAUCUGUGUAACCAAAUGUCCCGCACACUUUGUUGUAGAUGGCAGUGCAUGUGUGAGCAGCUGCCCUCCUAGUAAAAUGGAAAAAGAGAAAAAUGGCAUUAAACAGUGUGAGCCUUGCAUUGGCCUGUGUCCCAAAGUAUGUGAGGGCACUGGUGCCAAUCACAGACAGACUGUGGACUCCAGUAACAUAGACAGCUUUAUCAACUGUACCAAGAUACAAGGAAGUCUACAUUUUCUGAUCUUAGGUAUCAAAGGAGAUGUCUUUCUUAACAUACCACCUCUGGAGCCUGAAAAACUCAAGGUGUUUAACACUGUCAGAGAAAUUACUGGAAUUUUGAAUAUUCAAUCUUGGCCCAAUGAGCUCAGCGAUCUGUCUGUUUUCUCCAGUCUCACAACCAUUCAGGGAAGAUCUCUGCACAAGCCUUUCUCUUUGUUGGUGAUGAAGAUUCCCACCCUUACAUCUCUGGGACUGAGUUCCUUACGUGAGAUCAGUGAUGGCAGUGUAUACAUCAGUAACAACAAAAACCUGUGUUAUCACCACACCGUCGACUGGAGCCAGAUCUUCACCGGUAACCGCCGGCAGCGCAGACGUAAAAACAACGACAUAAAGGACAACAAACCUCAGAGCCAAUGUGAGGAAGAGGGCCACAUAUGUGACCCAUUGUGUUCAGAUGCAGGAUGCUGGGGGCCUGGGCCAGAGCAGUGUUUGUCAUGCAGGAACCACAGUCGACACGGCACAUGUGUGUCCCACUGCAACCUCUACUCUGGUGAGCUACGGGAGUUUGCAGCACAAAACGGAGAGUGCCUUGCUUGUCACCUUGAGUGUCAACCUCAAAAUGGGGGACAAACAUGCCAAGGAGAAGGUGCUGAUCAGUGUGUGGCAUGUUCAAACUUAAUGGAUGGUCCUCACUGUGUUUCCACCUGUCCUAACGGAGUAAAUGGGGAAAAGGGUCAAACCAUAUUCAAAUACCCUAAUUCAGCAGGACAAUGUGAGCCCUGUCACCACAACUGCACAAGAGGAUGCACAGGCCCAGCACUCAUGGACUGUGUAGAUCCAGACAGACUUGUGAACAGCUCUCACAUUGCAGGUAUAGCAGUUGCUGUAUUUGCUGGUAUAUUUGUGCUCCUGGCAGUGUUUGUGCUUGGUAUGCUAUAUCACAGAGGCUUGACAAUCCGCCGCAAAAGAGCACUAAGGAGGUACCUGGAGAGUGGUGAGAGCAUGGAACCGCUGGAUCCAGGAGAGAAGGGGACAAAAGUUCACGCUCGCAUCCUUAAAGCACAAGAACUGAGAAAGGGCAAACUUCUGGGCUAUGGAGUCUUUGGCACUGUCAAUAAGGGUUUUUGGAUACCUGAAGGAGACUCUUUAAAAAUCCCAGUGGCUAUAAAGACUAUCAAAGACCGAAGUGGUCGGCAGACCUUCACAGAGAUUACUGAUCAUAUGCUUGCAAUGGGAAGCCUGGAUCACCCAUAUAUAGUGCGUCUGCUUGGGAUCUGUCCAGGGACAAGCCUCCAGCUGGUCACCCAGCUCAGCCCUCACGGAUCCUUACUGCAACACCUUCGUCAACACAAAGACAGCCUGGAUCCCCAGCGUCUCCUCAACUGGUGUGUGCAAAUCGCAAAGGGCAUGUAUUAUCUUGAGGAGCACUGUAUAGUCCAUAGGAACCUUGCGACACGGAACGUGCUCCUGAAGAGUGACUACAUAGUGCAGGUCUCAGACUUUGGAGUUGCAGAUCUGCUCUAUCCAGAUGAUAAGAAAUAUGUGUACAGUGAACACAAGACACCAAUAAAAUGGAUGGCAUUAGAGAGUAUCCUCUUCAGGAGAUAUACACAUCAGAGUGACGUGUGGAGCUACGGGGUGACUGUAUGGGAAAUGAUGUCAUAUGGAGCUGAGCCAUAUGCAGCCAUGCAUCCUCAUGAUGUGCCGGGUUUACUGGAGAAAGGAGAGCGAUUGGCUCAACCACAGAUCUGCACAAUAGAUGUCUACAUGGUCAUGGUCAAGUGCUGGAUGAUCGAUGAGAAUGUUAGGCCCACAUUUAAAGAACUGGCCAGUGAAUUUACACGAAUGGCACGGGAUCCACCUCGAUAUCUUGUAGUGAUACCUUCUCAGAAUUGUAGUGGUGCAGAUGAAAGUCACCAACGAUACGUUAAAGUGCCUCAUUUAGAGGCAGGCAUGGAGGAUGAUGACGACGAGGCUUUGGAGGAUGGGUUUGCCACUCCUCCCCUCCACCUGUCACCAGCUAGGAGUCAUUCUCGCCACCGAAUGACUUCCUACAAGGGCACCCAAGACCACAUAACUCCAGUAGGCUAUCUUCCCAUGACCCCCAGCCCAGGGGACAACCUUAGACAGGUCAGAGCCCAGAGGAGGAAGACGGGCUCAGUGAGGACAGAUUCAGAGUGCUCUGACGGCAGAGGGAUCGUUGUGGACAUUGAAAUGGCAGAACUAACUUCUCAAACAGGGAGCCUUCGCAGGGGUUGCAGCCGUAUGGACAGCGCUUAUAUAUCCACCAGUUUGUCUAUGGCCUCAGACCCAUUCACACUAGGUGUGGAGGACAUAGAGGAGGACCAUAAUGGAUAUGUGCUGCACACAGACACCCCCAGCCCAGACAGAGGUUCCAGAAGCACUGUUCUUCAUGGUAGGAAACCCAGAGGCUCCAGGAGUGCCCUCACACCUUUAAUACCAAAAAGAGACACCACACAAGAGUAUGAGCUAAUGAGGAAACAGCCUCUUCAGCUUUCUCCUUCACCCACAGAAACCACUGAUAGUUCAGCUGUACUGAGCAAACCAUCUUGCCCUGCUUCACCUUAUAUUUGUAGUGACAGCAUCUUACCACAGAAGCCAGACUCUGACCCAGCACAAACUGAGCUGUCCAGUAACGAUGCUACUACCCCUGAUGGGGACAGCCUAAAGUCUGCAUCUUGUGAGGACAAGCCAGUUGCAGCAGCAGCAUCUAAUGAAGGGAACCAGUCUGAGAGGCAUCCAUCUGAGAGUGUUGCUGUAGAAGGAGAGCCCGCAGAGGAGAGGCAGCCACAAGAGGCAUUAGUGGAGUAUGAAUACAUGGACAUACGUACAGAGUCUUUGCCAGAACACCACCAGAACACUAUAGGGGAGAGUGCAGAGAACUCAGGUGAGAGGGUAAGGAAUCCAGAGGAGAUGGAGUGUGUCAUCAGAGAAGCAGUUUACCAAAAUGUAAGUGAGCUCCCUAGGUUGAGAACAACACUGGGUACGAGACAUCAGGGACAUGAGGGUUCUGAUGGCACGUCACGGACCUAUGAGUAUGUGGACAUGGAAGCAUCUGGGAGAUCUAGCUCUGAUGGAGAUCAGGCAGAGUAUCAGAACAUUCAGGUAAAAGGAAGGCCAACUGUGGGUGAAGAGACACAAAGGACUGGUCUCAGAUCCUACAUAAAAGUCUGCACUGGAGUCGAGGAGCAAAGCACUUCGUUUGACAACCCAGACUACUGGCACAGUAGACUAUUCCACAAGCAGGAUGCUGUAUGCACAUAAUUACAGAAAUUUACAAUGAAAACUGACAGGACUGGCAUACCCAGCAUGUAUCUCAGGACAUAUAUCUAUUCUAACAUGUGUUGGUCCAUUGCCAAUGAAGCAAAAUGCAAUAGGCUUCUUAAUUAUAGUAUAAAAUGACUUGUUUUGUCGAACACUGGCCUACCUCCACUUGUUUGUCUAUGAAGUCCAAAUCCAGUGGUUUUAUAAAGUCUCAUAUUUGUUUUGUUUUUGUGGAUAAUGACUUUUUUUUUACUCAAUGAGAAACCAUUGUAUUGAAAAAGUUCUUGUAUAUUAAUUUUAUCAAUCAAUAAAGUAAUCUUUUCUUGUAUCACGGAAGGUUUUUAUCUGUUCCAUACUUAAUUGGUAUAAUUAUGCUAAAAUAUUUUGCUGUCAGCAAUGUUAGGCCUCAGCUUGAAGCAACAACAAAGCUACUUUAAUGUGCGUAGGUUUCAGUACUGUAUAUAAAAAAAAUCACUUUAUAAAAUAAAAUUUGAUA